GAUUAAUAGAUUGAUUAUAAUCUGUAAGUUCAGCUAUCAGUCAGGAGUAGUCCUCAUUUCCUUGCCAAUUCUAUUUCAAGCUAGUAGAAUGCUCCCCUUGCUUAGUCCGAUGUUUGAGGAUCUACUCGAGUCAAAAUAGCACUAUCGUAUUUAGUUGCAUGUCUAAUUUUCUUUUCGUUCAAAUGGAAGUCAGCCAAAAAUAGCUACGUGCAAAGUUUCUUAACCCUUUUAUCUUGCAUUCUAUUUUAAGCAUUGUCUUGCCUACAUAAAUCCAUUUCUGGGAUCCUGCAAAACAAUCAAUUAAACCUUUUGGGUUUUGAGGAUAACAUUGGAGAUGGCGAAUGCUAUGAGACUGUGCACCUUGGGUCUUUUCCUUUUGUCCUGCUGGACGUGUGAGGCAGGCAGCAAGGUUACCAAGGCAGUGGAUGCUAAUAUGAAAUACAAAGAUCCUAAAGUGCCUGUCGAAGAUAGAAUUACUGAUCUAUUGAGUCGAAUGACUCUUGAAGAAAAGGUCGGUCAGAUGACACAGAUUGAGGUACCAGUUGCCACUCCUGAGAUCAUGGAGAAGUACUUCAUUGGGAGCUUGUUGACUGGUGGAGGAACUCAGCCUGUUAAAGAUGCGUCUGCAAAGGACUGGGUGGACAUGAUCAAUAAGUUUCAGAAAGGAUCUCUGAAAACUCGACUUGGGAUACCUAUGAUUUAUGGGAUCGAUGUUGUUCAUGGCCACAACAAUGUUAUUAAUGCCACCAUUUUCCCUCAUAAUGUCAAUCUUGGUGUUACCAGGGAUCCUGCUCUUGUCAAGAAGAUUGGCGAGGCAACUGCUGUGGAAGUUAGAGCUACAGGAAUCCCCUAUGCUUUUGCUCCAUGCAUUGCGGUUUGUAGAGAUCCGAGAUGGGGGAGAUGUUACGAGAGCUACAGUGAAGACCACAAGAUCGUUGAAGAGAUGACUGAUAUAGUUAAUGGCUUGCAAGGGGACCUCCCACCCAAUUAUCCAAAGGACUACCCGUUUAUUGGAGGAAAGGAUAAGGUAGCAGGUUGUGCCAAACAUUAUAUUGGUGAUGGAUGCACGGUUAAGGGCAUCAAUGAGAACAACACCAUCAUCGACAUGAAAGAUUUGAUGUCCAUGCUCAUGCCGGCUUACGAUCUGUCGGUCCAGAAAGGUGUUGCCACAGUUAUGAUAUCUUAUUCAAGCAUCAACGGGGUAAAGAUGCACGCCAAUAAAAAGCUGAUUGACCUUCUCAAGGAGAAGUUCAAGGGUUUCGCCAUCUCUGAUUGGCAAGGAAUUGACAGGAUCACUUAUCCACCUGAUGCCAAUUACACGUACUCCGUUCAGGCCUCCAUUUUAGCUGGCCUCGACAUGAUCAUGGUUCCUGACAACUACACAGAUUUCAUUGGGAACCUGACGAAAUUGGUUAAUGAUAAAGUCAUUCCAAUGAGCCGCAUUGAUGAUGCUGUGACCAGAAUCCUGAGGGUCAAAUUCUUGACAGGCCUCUUUGAGAACCCAAAUCCAGACUACAGUAUGGUGGAUAUGAUUGGGACAAAGGAGCAUAGAGAACUGGCCAGAGAAGCUGUGAGGAAAUCUCUUGUGCUCUUGAAAAAUGGCAAGACGGAGAGUGAACCCAUCUUGCCCCUGCCUAAGAAGACCAAAAAGAUCAUUGUUUUGGGAUCCCAUGCUGACAACUUGGGAUAUCAAUGCGGCGGCUGGACCGUUGAAUGGCAGGGAUACUCUGGCAAUGACAGGACUUCAGGAACUACCAUUCUGAAAGCGAUUACCAACACGGUGGAUCCAAGCACACAAAUCCAGUUCAGUGAGAAGGCCGACCCUGAGUUCCUCAAGGCCAACAAAGACGCAGACUUUGCAAUCGUGGUGGUGGGGGAGAAGCCAUACGCAGAGACCAAAGGCGACAACCUGAACCUGACCAUCCCUCAUCCGAGCCAGGAGGUCAUCAAGAAGUCGUGCACCAGUGGGAUCAAAUGCGUCGUGAUCCUCAUCUCAGGCCGGCCCCUCGUUGUCGAGCCGUUCCUGCCAGCGAUGGAUGCAUUUGUGGCGGCUUUCCUUCCUGGCUCUGAAGGCCAAGGAGUUGCUGAUCUGCUGUUUGGGGACUUUGGCUUCACUGGGAAGUUGGCCAGGACUUGGUUCAAGAGGGUUGAUCAGCUCCCCAUGAACUUUGGGGACAAGAACUACGACCCUUUGUUCCCCUUUGGGUUUGGCCUUGAGACCAAGAAGGGCGAUGGACAGGGCGAGUUGUGAUAAAUUUUUUGGGUACUAACAGGAUUAAGAUAGAACUCAAUUGCUAUGUUCCCUUUUUUUUUCUGGAGGGACUGGAUUUAUAAAGAGCCAUUAGGCUCUGCAAAUAGUUUAUGGGGAUAAACUAUUAUUGAUAUUAAACACAUGAGUUGAAUUUAUUUUAGUCAUAAUUUUCUAUCAUUCAUGUAAAUCUUUUUUUUUUCUUUCGCUGUAAUGUAAUAGCAAUCUACUUAUUCAUCCAUUUAGAACAAAUUUUUAACUAUGUUAGAAUGGUUCUCUAUAUGGGAAAAUGAAACCUAGUUUGGGCUAAAAUUCCUAUUCCUCUUAGGCUAAGACUCUGAAAUUAAUCACCCAACCCAAGUCACGUUACAACAAUCCUUGUCUAUCAAGGAUUCCAAGUCCUACAAAGAAAAUGACACAUCUUUGGAAUUCUUAGCGUGCAUCCUACUCGUAAACGGAGUUGUUAGGUCACGCUUUAAAGUUUAAGAACUUACGCUUGUACGAUUUUUAUGUAAUCAAAAUGAUUUUAUGUAGAAUCACGCUUUUCAUCACUAAUGUAGUCAAAAUCGCGGUUUAAAGCUUUACUCUUUUACACUUCCAGGACACCAAAAAGUUUCUACGUAGAAUCGAGCUUUUGACUGCAUGCUUUCGCCACCUCAGCUCCAAUUGAGUACCGUUACAUAAACCAUGAUACAGUUAAGAAAGGCGUUGGAAAAACAAAAUAAUAAUGAAGAAGAUCAUAUUUGUCAAAACUUUAAAUACGUUUAGAUAUUUUUUAUGUUUUUUUUUUAAUACAUUUGCUAUUAUACCCGUCAAACGUUUGACCAUACCAACUCUGUUUUGCUUUCUACUACACUUAAUUAUAAUCUCUCGACCACCAGCUACCCAAAUUUUUUACUUUAGACAAGAGUGGAGUUUCUCGUUCACGUACAUAACCUAUUUUGCCAUACUCAAAUCAUCACAAGCCACUGAUGAAACCCAUCAUUUUCAAGAAUCCACUGAUUCCAUCUAAGGUUUCGAGGAAUCCACCAGUUACCAGUAGUUGAGAGACUUCCUGGUCUGAAAGCUCAACCAAGAGACCAGGUUUGGUUUCAUCACCUAUGUAUAUAUCUUUUUAUUUAUUUAUAAAUUCUUGCAUUUUCUCUUGUUCUGAUUGGAUGGACAAUAUGCCAACUCUGUUUUGGUAUUGGAAUUUGAAAGUAGAAAGAAAUUAAAUGAUGGGUUUGUUCGAGCAAACAACUUGUUUACUCGUUUUCCAUUUAGAGAUUUCUCUUGUAUGUGACGGUUAAAUAUUUCCCGUAAUGGAAAGUGGGCCAGAAGGAGAUACCGAGUGAAGAGUCAAAGACUAUGCUCGGGGGCGAAUCUUAAACUUGGAGUCUCUGUGGGUUUGUUGAUGUAUAAGAAUUUUCAUAGUUUAAUGUGCAAAAAUUUGUCCAAAUUUUCAACGCUAUUUGAAACUGAUUUCUUGAAUUAGGGAUAAUGAUUUUUGGUUUGACAUGCUUGCUCUUUGCUCUGGUUCCACCUAGUUGGUUUCAAGAUUUUAUCGAGUCACAUGUAGGGCGAGACGUGAAUCUUCAUCAUCUUCGAUAGAUCAACACGUCUUGACUUGUGGUCAUACUGAUACACCAAACCUAUCGCAAACCCCUACAAUAAAAAAAAAAACACCGGCAUGAGCAUUCAUUUAUUUGUCAACACUGUUUUGUUCUUCCCGUUGCCAUUCCCAGGUCCGAGAUACACAAUCAUACGUGUGUUGAAAACACUCUUCAAUUGCAAUAACUUCCCGCUCUUCCUUUACGGACGCUUUUUUUUUUGUCUCUAUACAUCACGCUUUUGUCAUUCAACCCUAAUAUACACAUUUUCAUCCU
Linum trigynum is the source of this 4113-nucleotide messenger RNA. Lineage: Eukaryota; Viridiplantae; Streptophyta; Magnoliopsida; Malpighiales; Linaceae. The record is from the annotation of a GenBank genome assembly.